CGGGCGGAUGUUAAAAUGGAUCCAUGCGCAUGCCCGGAAGUGGCCGGCGGGGAGGAAGCGAGAAUGGUCCGGAAGUAGAUGGGGGAAGAGUGAAGUGAACGGACCUCGUGUUUAGGGCUGACUGUGUCCCUUCCCCCCCCCCGUAAUCUCGGGCUUGGUGGGGAGAAACAGAAGGAUGUACACGGCGGGCACCGAAAGCUUCCUGCGCCAGGCCAGGGAGAUCCAGGAUGAAGAACUGAGAAAAUUCAUUUCGCGAAUCGCAGGCUUUCUUCAAAAUCAAGAUUUCGGAAAUGAAACUGUUGAUAGCUUGCAAAGACUCUUCCUGAUCAUCUCAGCCACGAAAUAUGGGCGGAAGGUGGAUGGCAAAUUUGUGGAACUUCUGCAAACUGUGUUGUAUCUGCCAAAGUCUCCUGAGCAAGUGCAGUUUCUUUGCGCUGCCAUCCUGAGAGAGAUGUCUCCUUGCAAUGAUUUAUCUAUGUCUUGGGAUAAGAUCCAGGACACCAAGCUCCUGAGUCUAGCAUUCUCCAUCAUGCUAGCCCAAGGCAAUAAAAAGGCAGAGGCAGAGGCUGUGGGACACCAUGUGGUGAAAAUCCUUGAAGGCAGGCUUCCUGAAGGUCAGAAUGCUCUGCACCUUCUCCCUCUCCUGUCAAAGGUCAUCAGCUUUGCACCAAUGAGCCUUAGUGAAGAUCAGAUCAAUCUGCUCAGCAAAAGGAUGGUGGAUUGGCUGAGGUAUGCCAGUGUUCAGCAAGGAGUUCCCCACUCUUCAGGAGGCUUCUUCAACCCCAGAGCAAGACAGCCUGGUCCCAUCAUGGAGGUGGAUGGCACGGCCACCACAGAUUUUUUUACCGUGCUUUCCCUCGGCCAGUGUUACACAGAGGACCAAUGGCUCAACAUGCAGGCCUUCUCCAUGCUGCGAAAGUGGCUGCUGUGCUAUGGAAGUGAUGGAGCAACUGGACCAAAUUCAGAUGAUAAAUCAGAGGUGGAUGGCUCUGUCAUGUCCAUGGUCUCUGUCACCUCCACCUCCAGCCGCCUGCUUCCUCCAAAAGAGCGCUUGCGGGAAAAGGCCUUUGAGUACUGCCAGCGACUUAUAGAGCAAAGUAACCGCCGAGCUGUGAAGAAAGCUGAUGGGGAGCUGCAGAAAGCCUGCCUGAUCGAAGCCAUCACCGUCAUGGAUAUCAUUUGUAGGCAGGACUCCUCCUACGUCUACCGCUCCCUCUCCUGCCUAAAGAACGUGCACAGCCGGAUCAGCGGAGAUCUUUCCUAUGCAAGGGUGCUGCUGCCUAUUGCCCAGUUCUUCUUGAAUCACAGUGAAACAGCAGCUGUGGACUCCGAAGCUGUUUACAAGCACCUGUUCACCAAAGUCCCGGCUCAGCUCUUCCACAGUCCGAUGCUAGCCUUUGAGUUUCUUCAGUUCUGCAGGCACAACAUUCGGUUCUUUACCGAGAACCUCAGCAUCUUCCAACAGAACAUCCCAAACCUCUUCAAGUUUCUGGCAUGGAACAGCCCGGCCCUUGUCACUGAGUAUAUGGACCUUUUGCCAGCUCUGCUUCGGACCGACACGGCCAUGGAGAUCUUCCACUUGCUGCUUGACUUGCCUUGUUUAGCAGCGGCGCUGGAUGUCCAGCUGAGGUCUGUCCUGACUCCCAUGUCGGAGAGACCUGCCUUGGACCCCGCUUUGAAGCCAGCCACGUACCUGGACGCUUUCCGCCAUCCCGACUACAGGGGCCUCUUCCAGUAUCUCCUUCAGGUCGAGUCAGCUCCUGGAGAUCCUAGCCGGUUGACUGGCCUCCGCCAGCUCCUGGCCUCCAUGGCCAACUCCCCUCGUGUUGUUCAGUGUGCUGAGAGUGUCCCUGUCUUAUUGCAGCUCUUCUUUGGAGUAGUAGCCGAGUUUGCAGACAGGGCUCUUGCAAGCAAGCUGGUCCUGGCAAUCCUGGAGAGGAGCGACCAUCUUUAUGAAAUCCCAGCUUUCAAGGCAGAGAUGUACAGGGUAAUGAGCUGUCAGCUGCCGGUUCUAUGCAAGCUGCACCCUUCACUGGUGGUGGAACUGUCCAAGCAACUUUUGGAGUUUUCGGGAACAGUCACCAACAUUCAGAGCAAAGAGGACCUCUUCACCCACGUGGUGUGGGCUAUUGGCGAAUAUGCGUCUGUGUUGCAUGACAAGAGGUGCACUGCUGAGCAGAUCAACAAGUUUUUCGAAGUCCUGGAGGCCAUGCUCUUUGAGAUCACCCAGCUGCGGCCUUUAGCCACCAUCCCAAAGUACUCACCCCGCAUUAUUGCUGUCCUCAUGACCGCACUGACCAAGCUGGCAUCGCGCAGCCAGGACUUGAUCCCAAGGGUUUCCCUCUUCUUGUCCAAGAUGAGGACAUUUGUGCAGAACCCAGCGAUUUCUUCCAUCUACAGUGCUGAGGAUGCCGACGCAAUCCUGACGCGGGCCACAGAGCUGAUGAAUGUGCUGAAAAUGCCCAGCGUGGCUCAGUUUGUGCUGACACCAUCCUCCGAGGUCUCAAGCCCCCGGUUUCACCAGGACACAAACGUUUCCCUGCCACUUGCCAUGAAGACAACCAGCCGGCUAUUAGAACAAGGAACUAGCUUUGCUCCUGGCUAAGGCAAGGGCACCUGAGUCCUUUGGACAGAAAUGCAGUGUUAAGGGCUAUCCAUUGUGGGGGGCUACUGGGAAUUAGGCAGUAUUUGGAAGAAUGUGGGGCAGAUUUCCCCGCCGAUGGAAAGAUUUGUGAACGAAUGCAGAGGAGUGAAAUCAACCAAGCUGAACAAUUUCCCCUUCCUAAACUCGGUUGAUUUGUGCUUGUCCCAUCGUUUCAGGUAACUCCUCCCCCCUCCAACUGACUUCCUGGGUACUUGGGAGUGCCUGGCUGGCCAAAUAGUUUGCAGACUUCCCAUCCCUAUAGAUGGUUUCCUUGUUCAGUAAAAGCAUUGCUGUUGGAGCUGGGCUCUCCUAUAAAUAAAACAUUGAUUUGGCACGGGAAGGUGACAUGAAUGUUCCUCCUUU
Rhineura floridana is the source of this 3007-nucleotide messenger RNA. RefSeq names its product adaptor related protein complex 5 subunit zeta 1 (gene AP5Z1). The transcript is spliced from 17 exons. NCBI's taxonomy places the organism in Eukaryota, Metazoa, Chordata, Lepidosauria, Squamata, Rhineuridae. Bases 176 to 2605 code for a protein of 809 amino acids. The record is from RefSeq and is a predicted model, not a curated record. Gene Ontology annotation, cellular component: AP-5 adaptor complex.